This is a messenger RNA of Gigantopelta aegis, 3979 nucleotides long. Its product is annotated as myb-binding protein 1A-like protein. Gene Ontology annotation, cellular component: nucleolus. The record is from RefSeq and is a predicted model, not a curated record. Bases 1 to 3630 code for a protein of 1209 amino acids. Gene Ontology annotation, molecular function: transcription corepressor activity; RNA binding; transcription factor binding. NCBI's taxonomy places the organism in Eukaryota, Metazoa, Mollusca, Gastropoda, Neomphalida, Peltospiridae. Gene Ontology annotation, biological process: regulation of DNA-templated transcription. The transcript is spliced from 36 exons.
AUGUUGGCAACCAACAGCGGGCCGACAUUGGCAACCGACAGCGAACCGACAUUGGCAACCGACAAAAUGCCAAUGGUUGAGCUGAUGGUGGACCGUCGAAGGGGGUCUCCUACAGAAAAGGUGCGAAACACUGAAACAUAUUCUUCCGGCAUUGUAUUCCGUUUCCUUGUUGGCAUGCGCAUUAAUGUCAACAAAAGCGAAAUAAUGGCACACGUGCAAAAACCGAGAUUAAAGGCGAGAUCCAUUGAUAAAGAUAUCCUGGAAUUGUUCUGGCAACUGUCAGAAGGAAAGGAACCGUCACGUAUUGCUGCUGUAUCGGAGCUUGUCUCCAAGUUACUUCAAAAACAGACAAAGGACGAGUUUGCCACAGUGCUCCAGUAUGUGUUACAAAGACUGGUCAAGGGUCUCGCCUCGGGAAGGAAGUUCGCACGACUUGGCUACUCCAUGGCUCUUACACAGGUUUUACGAGAGUUUGAGAUGAUUACAGUCGAAGAUGUGCUGCAAAUGUCGGAGAAAUGUCUGACUUUAAAACAUAAUUUAACUAAAUCUGAAGCUGGCAAUGUGACAUUGGGAAAGGCGUUUGUCUGUCUCACACUUAUGCAGUCAGGGAGGUUGUUUAAGGGCUCGAAAAAACUAGUGCAGAAAGUUGUCACUCUGCUGGUAUACCUGCCCCGAGAGAAGACGUACCUUCACCCAAUCUGUAUCCGUGCACUGUCGAUGAUAAUUGCCACGGUGAACACGAAGGUCUUUGAGAAGUACGUCUACCCUCAGUUGCAGGAUCAGCUGACGAAAGGCUGGCAGUCAGCCACACCCGAUGAUAUCCUGUUGCUUGAUGUCUGCUGUCAGCACCAAAUGGAGACGGUGGAUAAGGACUUUAUUAAGGAACACUGGGACUACUACCCUUUAAUAUGUCCCAAAAAUUACCAACACAUUUCACGAAUUCUCAUGGACUCGUCAUUGAAGUUCCCACUAGUUCAUGAAAUCGUUGAUAUCAUCAUCAAGCAUGUGAUAUCUCUAGAACUCGGUGUGCAGACCUUCUGGAGUGAAGUUGUCCACGAUUUGUUUGAUGGUAAUGUCAAGCGACAGCAUCUGGGGUUGACAGUGUUCGGCAAACUGCUGCCACAUAUUCGCACAGCUGAAGAGAUGCAUGGCAUUCUCAGCCCAGACGUGGUGCUGUGUUUGAUGAAACAUACUCAGAAGAAAGAUGAUCCAUUGAUGGCUAUCUGCAAACAAGUGGUUGAUCUUCUGAUUGCAUAUGUGAAGUCAUCCCAUAACAAAGAGAUGGAGCUGACAGUUUUCUCGUCGUUAGUCUGUAAUCCCUGUAGUCCAACCACAUUCGGCUCUCAGAGAAAAAACAUACUCGGCUCAUUUGUAGCCAUCUUUUCUGAUGAAACUAUUAAAGAGCUCAGUUCACUUCUCAUGUUACACAUCAGUGGAAAGAAGACUGGACGCUUGCCUUUAGAUGGAGACUACUCUGUGUGGGCCUGCAGUGAACUGAACAACAAUUUGCGUGUUUGCAAGGACUUUGACUUGCGGGUUUCAGUGCUACAGUUCCUCUGUCUCCACGCUUUUUUCAAAAUCAAAACAGUGUCAGACAUGUUAAAACAUUGUGAUGUUAUACCAGCGACAGACAAACAUGCAUCUGCAUCAAGUAUCCACUUUACCAAGUCUCUUGCUCAGAUGGUGACCUUUCAGCCAGAAAAAGCUACAAAAGUUGAAAAGUUUGAGAUAUAUCUGCAUCUGCUUUAUGAAGUUAUUCAGUAUGCAGAUAAAUUGAUGAAAUCACCAGACGUGGUCAGCAUGAAAAAUCCAUUUACAGAAGAUAUCCAGGAAGAGUGGGACAAAGUUAUUGAUGUUGUUAACAAGAUGGAAUCUUCCAGGAAGGGUAAAGAAUCGAGCUCGGUCGGCCUGAAAGAAGCGUUUGAGCUCCUGUACAUGUUUCUUGCUCUCCAGAUGUUCACCGAGGCAGACAGCGUAAUCCCCCUUCUCAUGGAUGUUCAUGUGUGUUACAAGAAGGCUUCCCAGAAGAGAAGACAAUCCAUGCACAAAGCAUCUGACGACCCUCACUGGAUGGAGGUUAUAACCGAGGUUCUUGUUAGUCUGUUGUCUCAGAACUCGAACCUCACUCGUGUUGUCACUCGCACGGUGUUCAAGACACUCGCUGAUCACACCACUCGUGACUCACUCGCUGUCAUCAUCAAAGCCAUCCAGCCAAAGAAAGUGAGAGAUGCGGAGGACGAAGAAGACGUAUUGUCUUUUGAAGAGGAAGAGGAGGAAGUAGAUGGUGAUAAAAUGGAUACAGACUCUGUUAGUGACAAUGUUGAGGAGGAGGAGGAGGAGGAGGAGGAUGACAGUGAUGAUGAGAAUGAGGAUGCUAGUGACGUUGAUGAAGUGGACAACAGUUUCCGACAGACAGUACAAGCUGCACUUGGAGAUGCUGGUGAAGUUGAUGACGAUGAUGAUGAUGAAGAUCUUCCUGAUUUUACUGAUGAACAGAUGUUUAAGCUGGAUGACAAAUUGGCGGAAGCUUUUCGAAGUCUUAAAAAAGGCCGAUCAAAGGAAGAAAAGGAGAAAAAAGCACAAAUAGUUACAUUUAAAACAAGAGUGUUGGACCUGGUGGGCAUUUUGGCCAGCAAUCCCCCAUCUAUUGGCAUUAGCAUAGAUCUGCUGCAGGCUGUUCUCCAAGUGAUGGAGUCGGGGGACCGGCUACAAGAAGAACAAGUCUUGUACAACAAAGCCAGGCAGUGCCUAUCUGAUCUGUGUCACCAGAAAAAGAUGACGGCCGAUGGUGGAGUUGACAAACAUAAUUUGUUUUCAGUUUUCCUCAAUCUCAUCCAGUAUUCAAGGAAAGUGACCAGCAUGACGAUGGUGACACACAUUUCCAAUGCCUGUCUGUUUGUGAUAAGUCUCCUGCUAAAUCCUCUGAGAGGAGAAAGUACAGAUCCGUCUCCUGCUAAAACUAGGUCAAACAAGUCACACAAGUCACAACCUAACAAACAGACAGAUCACCAGGCUGCUGUUGUUGAUGUGGUGCAGUCGUCUCUUUCUGACUUACUCUACAAAAAAGAUCACAGAUUACAUGUGCAGUUUUUUGACAACAUGCUGAAAAAAAAAAAAAUGUUUUGGCCGUUGUGGGAUACAUUGCUUCAGGUUCUACAAGAUGACACUGUCAAACUGCACAGUAGGACUCAGGCAUGUUCAUUAUUGUCAGCUUUGCUGAAUAAUCUCCAGGUAAAAGAAUUGAAUCAAGAGGUGUGGCAGGAGUUUGCUGGACAGUUGGCAAUGGCACUGAAAGAGAUAAUUUUGACCCUGAACGCGGAGAAGUUGAAGCCGAUGCUUGUUCGUGAAGUGUUCAAUUUGACGUUCAGACUGUUCAUCAUGAACAAACCAGCAGUGAUGAAGAUUUUCGAUAGUGAGAUGAGAGAGAAACUUAAUACUCUCAAGGCCAAACUCGAUACAGACACAAGAAGAAUCUUUAACAAAAUCUACUCACAGUUCCCUAAAGAGCAGACUAAUGGAGACGUUCAUUUGGAAAAAAAGAAGAAAACAAAAAAACAAAAACUUGAAAAGAAAGGAAAUGAUUGUUCAGACAGUUCACCUUCACCAGCGAAAGUGAAGAAAAUCAGCUGAUCAUACUGAUGUUAUUAGGCUAUGUAUACAAUUCAUGUUGCUAUCAAAUAAAGAAGAGGCCAUUACCACAAUAAAGAAGCUUCUAUUUUAUAUUAAUUUUAUGUCAAUAUAUUGUGGAAUAUUAUUCUGUCUUUAGCAAAUGUUAAAUAUCACUGUGAUAUGGUGAUUCGGAGAGGAACAACAGUGACAAUACUUUUAUGACUGGUCAUGUUCUUUCACAGAAGUAACAUAAUGCAGUGUGGUUGUUACCGUAUUAUUGUAAUAAAUUGUACAGCUAGUGCAAUAAAAUUCUAGCAGUCUGCAGAUAUUAAAAUAGAUAAGUAUUGUUUGAAUAAAAACAACACAUGUU